AUGUCUUGCUGUGGAGGAAACUGUGGUUGCGGAUCUGGCUGCAAGUGCGUUGGUUGCGGAGGUUGCAAAAUGUACCCAGACUUGAGCUUCUCCGGCGAGACCACCACCACCGAGACUCUUGUCCUCGGCGUUGCUCCGUCCAUGAACUCUCAGUUCGAGGCUUCCGGUGAGACUUUCGUCGCCGAGAACGAUGCCUGCAAAUGCGGAUCUGACUGCAAGUGCAACCCUUGCACCUGCAAAUGA
Eruca vesicaria subsp. sativa (arugula) is the source of this 243-nucleotide messenger RNA. The record is from the annotation of a GenBank genome assembly. NCBI's taxonomy places the organism in Eukaryota, Viridiplantae, Streptophyta, Magnoliopsida, Brassicales, Brassicaceae.